AUUCAGGGUGGUCUCGGGAAAGGUUCGGUACUUUUCCAUAGUAGGAUAUACAACUGUCUCUUGACAAGUUCACGGUGAGGAAAUGGCAGAGCAGCAACAGAUUAAAACUUCCUUCCUCUAUAUCCAGCUGAAGUCACCAAGCAGAUCUGCUGAGCACUCACAGAAGGCGUGCGGCUUGGCAGAGGAAACUUUCUUAGCUACAAGCAGAGAGGCAUGUGACACUGGGAGGGCAGAUUCUCCUGUGAGAGAAGACACGCAGCCUCCCAGGCUAAAGACAGAGGCAGGCAGCUGUGCUCAGAACACAGUGUCAUGCUUUCACAUCUGCACUGCAAUGAGCAAUGGCACACAGAGAGCCCCAACUGCUGCCCAUGGGUACACACUGGGACUUGCCAAAGGCAGAGAUACCAUUUCUCAUCACAAUCAGCGGUCAGGUUUGUUUAAUCAGCUGAAAGAAAAUGCAAGCUACAGAUCUGAUGUCCCAGUGACAAGCCAGCAUGCUACAGGCAAUAACGCCUGUUCCUCCUCCAGUCACAGUUAUGUUUCCAGCUGCUGGAAUGUGAUGGAUCAACCUUCUAGUCCAGAAGAAGAAAAGAUGUGGUGGAAAGUGGAGGUAUGCAAACCCUCUCUGCCAAAGGCACCAAUUCUUUUCUCAAGUCCUGACUGUGAAGGUUUCCGGGAUGCAGCUAUGGAAAAAUCUGCUUCAUUAACAGGAUUAAGUGACAGAUGUUUGGGGAACCGGUUAGAGGGACAGAAGCUAACCACCCGGUAUACCAUGUCCCUGACCACUGCUAGUCCUGUCAAACUGGAGAAGGCAGAGAGAUAUGUUUGGGUUAACAGCACAUCAGCACACUCCCAGAAUGUUGCUAAGGCAAAAUACGAGUUUUUGUUUGGGGAGUCCAUGUCUACACCCGAUGAGAAAGCUCCAGAGACUGAUGACCCUGGAAGCACAAGAUUGCUUGCACAGGCUGCUAGCGUCACCAAUGAAUUUCCUGAAUAUGGGACAACAGAACACAGAGAGAAUGACACAUUCAGAGCUGCAUAUGGACAUUUAGAUGAACAAACACAAUGCUUAGAAGAAAUAAAAGGACUGGAUCAGUCCUGCCCAGUAAUGCAGAAUCAACACUUAACAGAGGAGUCUGAACAAUGUUUACAUGACAAAUUAAAUAGCAGGUCGCAGCAUUUAGAAAGAGACGGUGAAGACAAUAAUUGCUCUUUAGAUCCGCUAAUAACUUCUCAAAAGAUCAAUAUAAAGACUACGCCAGAAUGUAAUUUGACUUUGGACUGUCCCUCGCAUGUGGAAAUUAGUCUGGAUAAUCCCAAUGUGGUAACUCCACAGCCAGCAGAACAAGUUGAAGAAGUGAUGGUCCCAAGUGAGGAGGAGACAUCAGAUGCACUUUUACCAGCAGCAGUGGUUCCUCCAGAAAGGAAAUCUUAUUUAUACGUAGAGACAGAGUUGGCAGCAAUUUCAGAGGAAGAAACUCUCUCUGAAUCUUCACUAUCACAAAUCACUGAAAUAGCAGAUUUCCCCAGAUCACAGCACAGUCAUAUUUUAGCUCCAUCUACAACUGUCAUGGACCACAGUAAUUGUGUGGUGGAAUGUUCUGGUGUAAGUAGAGUUGAUGAAGAACAGAAUGAUGGUGCUAAUCAGUUAAAAUAUCCUGUAACAUCGGCAUGUAUAGAAAAUGCCGUUUAUAACGGUAUAGAUGUUUCAACGGUACUAGCAGAAUCGGUGGUGAAAUGGGAGGACACAUCUUCCACUAUCGAAGAAAAGCAAAGUGAUAAAAUGUCCCUCAUAUCUACAGGAACAAAUAAUUACAUUCCAACACCUGAGAGGACUAGAGGUACAAUGGGGGCAUCACUGUCAUCUGUAGUUCAGAGGCCUCGCAGUGCCUCUGACACAUGUCGGCAUCAAGAUGGUGUAGACAAUGAGGUCUUCAUAAAAGAUACAGACUCGGCUCAGGAGACUCCAGGGCGUUUUCAACCUGCCCAAAGUCCUAGAAUUGUGACUGAAGACCACCAUGAAGACACAUUCAGAUCAAAAAGAUGUUCAGAGGACUCCACAGACUUGUACAGCUCUCAGUUUGAGAACAUUCUGGACAACACAUCUUUAUAUUACAGUGUGGAGUCACUUGACACUUUAUACUAUGAACCAGAUAGCUUUUUCAGUUUUGAGAUGCCACUCACACCAAUGAUUCAGCAGCGAAUAAAGGAAAGCAGUCAGUACUUGGAGAGGAAUACAGCUGCUGAUGUCGAGCAAGAGUUCCUCAAAAUUGACCCAGGCAAUGGAAUAACAAUGGGGUACUGCAAUGAUGUCAUUAACGGUCUCGAUGAUGUCAUGGGAGUAGGAUUCAGUAAAACAAGCGAAGUGGCAGAUCUCUCAGGAAGUGAUGGUGGACCAAGCAAAAACCCUCUAGAGGCCUCGCAUGACAUGGGCAGCACUGAGAUCCUUGAAAAAGGAAGCACUGAAAACCUCAGCAAUGGGACCAAUAGUAAUCUACAAGCAGCGAAGCGCUUGGCCAAACGGCUCUUCCAGCUGGAUGGAUUUAAACGCUCUGACGUUGCAAAGCACUUAGGAAAAAACAAUGAUUUCAGCAAGCUUGUGGCAGAAGAAUAUCUGAAAUUCUUUGAUUUCACUGGGAUGACGCUGGAUCAAUCACUCAGGAGUUUCUUUAAAGCCUUUUCACUCAUUGGGGAGACUCAGGAAAGGGAGAGAGUAUUAAUUCACUUCUCCAACAGAUAUUUUCUAAGUAAUCCAAAUACCAUGUGCUCUCCAGAUGGUGUGCAUUGUCUUACCUGUGCAAUGAUGCUACUCAACACAGACCUGCAUGGACAUAAUAUUGGAAAGAAGAUGAGCUGUCAGGAAUUCAUUGCCAAUCUCCAAGGGGUGAAUGAAGGUAGAGAUUUCCCACGGGGGCUUCUCAAGGCUCUGUACAACUCUAUCAAGAAUGAGAAGCUGGAAUGGGCAGCAGAUGAUGUUGAUGCUAUGAAGAAAUCGCCGUCAGACAGCACCGAUGACAAAGCCAAUGGUACUCAGUCAAAGAGCGUUAGUCGGAUUGGAAGCAGCAGCAACCCAUUCCUGGACAUUCCCCAUGAUCCAAAUGCUGCAGUGUACAAGGCUGGUUUCCUUGCACGCAAAAUCCAUGCUGAUAUGGAUGGGAAAAAAACUCCAAGAGGAAAACGGGGAUGGAAAACGUUCUAUGCUAUCCUAAAGGGAACUGUCCUUUACUUGCAAAAGGAUGAGUAUAAGCCGGAAAAGGCACUGUCUGAAGAUGAUUUGAAAAAUGCUGUUAGUGUGCAUCAUGCUCUGGCUUCAAAGGCAACAGAUUAUGAGAAGAGACCUAAUGUUCUCAAACUUAAAACUGCAGACUGGAGAGUCUUUCUCUUUCAAGCACAGAGCACUGAGGAGAUGGAUUCAUGGAUAAACAAAAUAAAUUGUGUGGCAGCAGUGUUUUCAGCUCCACCAUUUCCAGCUGCUAUAGGAUCCCAGAAAAAAUUUAGCCGCCCGUUACUGCCAGCCACCACUACCAAACUGUCUAAGGAUGAACAGCUGAAGUCACAUGAAACAAAACUUAAACAAAUCUCCACUGAGUUGGCUGAGCAUCGUUCCUAUCCACCUGACAAGAAGAUAAAAGCCAAGGAAAUAGAUGAAUACAAGAUGAAAGAUCACUAUCUGGAGUUUGAGAAAACCCGGUACGAAGUUUAUGUGAAACUCCUGAAAGAAGGAGGCAAGGAGCUGCUGGUCAGUGGUGAAAAUGACAACGCUGGUCUGAAGAAAUCUCAUUCCAGUCCCUCUCUCACUCAAGAUUCAUCACCAGCCAGUGCCAAGGUGAAGCGCAACAUUUCGGAGCGGAAGGAUUACCGACCAGAGACGCCCAGCAUCAAGCAGAAGGUCACUUAAACGGCAUGGGCUAAGAAUAAGCUGGAGUCAGUCAGCAAGAGCAGCAAAUGUAUUGCCCGUCACAAUUGUUACUACUGUGGUUCAUUUCAACAACAAAAUGAUUCUGUGACUGACUGGAGCUUGACAGCAUUUUAUCUUGCACAUUCCUUUUUGCUGUUGACUGCUCACUGUGUCGUAGAUGUCUUUGUUCCCAAUCUGCAGAGUGUGGUAUUUUGGCUUAUGACACCCCAUGUACUGCAGGUUCACAUCAGUACUGAGAGGUUUAGCAAAUAAUGCGCCUUUAUUCACAGGGGAUAGAUUUCUUGACAAAAUAAAAUGUGCCUGCCCCAGAACCCACCAUUUUUCACCUUUGCUUAAAUGAAAUAUGUUUAAGUUGUGCUAUUGAAUUAAUUUUUACAGCAGGUAAAAGCAGGUCUUGGUUUACUGUAGUUGAGGUUAUUUUUUUAUUUAUUACUUAGGACAGACACGCAUUAUACGUUAACAAAAGUCAGUGUUAGGUUUAAAUACGUUUGGAUAUACUGACCACUACAGCGUCAAGUAUAUUGAAUACUAAAACUUUAUUGACACUAGCCUGAUACAUGGUUGAGCUUCUGCAGAAUGGACCAGUGCAGAAUCAGUAAUAGCAUUUUUGGUCAUGGUAGUUAGUUUAAUGCUGGACUGGAUAGAUAUUCAACAUUGAGUUUUUAAUCUGCACAAUACAAGUCAUGUCUUUAAGGAUUAUUCAAGGCUAAUUCAGUUUGUGAAUGUACGGUACAGUUUUCAUCUCACUCCUUAGCAAAGGUAAAAUAUGUAAGCCAUUUGUGUUUCUUUGUUGAUGUCUCAAUUCCCAUUUGGUUUAACUGCUACAAUUCAGUUAUGCAACAUCUUUAAAUUAUUUAGUAGGCUUUAUGGUUACAAUAAAUCCCAGCCUAUCUAGAAAUAUACAUUUGAAUUCUUUUCCUAAACCCAUAGCAUAGUGUUCUGCCACUCAGUGUAAAAAAGGCAUUUGGAAACCAUUUGCUUUAAAAAAAAUAAUUGAACAUUUCUGCUGCUAAUUACAGUACAUGACUGCUGUGCAUUUUUAUUUGCACUCCUGUUCAUUUCAUUCUCUAAUAGAUGUACUGUGUAUCUAGUACAGAUUACAAAGGAAGUUGUCAUUUUCCAGCAUGUUUUUUUUCUCACCAUCUCAGUGCUUUGUAGUUCAUACAAAUGAGAGUAUGCACAAUCCAAAGGGUGUAAUUACUGACAGAUUUCACUGAGUAGAACAUAGCUUCCCAAAUACACAGCACAUUUCAUAGAAUGAUAACGGAUAAAAGGCCAAUGCUCCAACAGCUAUAUGACUUCUAUUAGCUACACCUCCCUAAAAAAUGAAAAAAGGUGGGGGUGAUGUUGUGGCCCAGAUCUGAUCUUUAUUUUGCAGCUGCUAAAUGGGGUUUUCUAUGUCAUAGCUAUGGCAGUAUUUGCUGAAUUGCUUGAUUAUGGUUAGUGAGGAUUUACUUUUCUUAAAAAAUUCUCAAAGAUUUAAAAAACAAAAAACAAAACCCCAAUGUCCUAUAUUUACUGCAUCUCUUAACUGAAUAAUACAUAACGCAUGGACUGUUAAUGGGCUUUAAUGGCUGAUUAAUGGGGUUGUGUGCUAAUCUGAGAGCAUGCAUCAUGACUCAGAAUUCUAAAAAACCUUUUUCAAUAAGAUCUUGAUCACAAAUGACUCCCCCCCCCCCCCUCCCCUCCCCCUUAGAUACAUGCAAGUCACUCUUAAACAGUAGACAGUACCAAAGUUAUGUUUCACAAACAAGCACAAGGUAAGUCCAAAGGGUGCACUUACCGGAUUAUAGUACUCUCCAAAUUCCUGUUUUUUAAGAUAAAUUAUUAACGUCUCCGAGUCUAUAGCUUUUUGAUUCAUGAAACAUUGUUCUAUUGCUAGGUAACUUAGCUAAUAACAUUCUGUUCUGGAGGUACAGUACACUUAAUAUGAAUUUGCAAAGCAAUGAGACAAAUAUAUUAAACUAUAGGUUAAUUAAUUACUUAUGAUAGUAUACACUGUCAUUGUCCCAUUAACAACCUUAAUGUAGCUUCUAAUAACACAUCCUAUUGUAUACAUUUCACAGUCAAAAAUAAUUGUGUCCUCACUGCAGCAGAAAAGGGCCACGGCUACACAAUAGUAUGUAUGUAUGCUGUAAUCACAUGUAGGGGACGCUACCUCAUAUUUCCAUAAGUGUGGGAUAGCUGUCCUGACCCUCUUUAUCUAAUAGCAUAGAAAAGAAUUCAAAAUGGAAGACAAGUAACUUGUAAACUAAAAUUAACUACUAGUAAUUAAAUAGAAGGAACUCCUAUUUACAUGGCCUGUCUGUAUCUGCCUAUCAAUCGUGUAUACUACAAGAGAUAGAUAGAUAGAUAGAUAGAUAGAUAGAUAGAUAGAUAGAUAGAUAGAUAGAUAGAUAGAUAGAUAGAUAGCAGUAUAUAGGAGAUAUAUAGGUCAAGUCACUUAUUGAACUCUUCACCACCAAAAGGGCCUGAUGGCAGAUACUUACAGAAAAAGAAGCUGGUAACCUAAAGGCAAUGGCUUAUUCACAUCCCAUAUGUGUAUUACUCAUUCUUAUUUAUUAAUGUUACUUUUUUAACUUGUCUUUGUUGUGUUGCUUUUUAUAUGAAGGUACAUGCAUAUAUUCACAAUGUACCAAUAUAUUCUUAGAAAUCAGUGUACAGUAUUCAUAUUCUACACCCCAUAGGGCUUAAAUGAAGAACUGGUACAGCUACUUGUGACAAUCUGUACUUCAUUUAGGUGUCAUAUGUAUAUACAUGUAUAUAUGUUAUGUGUGUGAGACAAUUCCAUGUUUGUAAAAUAGGUACGAUUCCUCAAUAGUUUUACAUUGAGGCUUAUGUUGGUUUAUGCAUUGCUUGUUUAUCCUGAUUUUUCUACUUAUUAUUUUGUAAUACUUUAUAUAGAAAACAUCUGCAGCUUCAUGAUCAUCUCAUUGUAUCUUACAGUUUCAUUUUUAUUUUUCUACAAAUUAGAAUUUGAUUAUUUAGUUUUUGGGGUUUUUUUGCAUAGCAGAAAAUUCUUCUGAUUUACCACAGUGCACUAGUUUCAUUUUUAUUGUGUUUCCACAAUGUAUUGUGCAGUUAUAAGGUCCACAGUCCAUUAGUUACUGUGCUAUACUGUACAUAUGACAGUGGAAGCAGCAUUACAUUUGAUUGGACUUUUUACUUCUCUUUGCUGCAUGAUAAUUGCAAUUUGUGCCUAGCAAAGAUCGUUGACAUUGAGGCUUUGUGGUUACCAUCAUCAGCAGCUUAACAGUGGAUGUAUCUUCACAGCUUUCUUUUUUACUUAUUUAAAAAAAGUAUAUAUAUUUAUAUUAUUUGUAAGACAAUUCUGCCAUGCAUUAGAAAAUUUCCACACUUGUGUUAAUGAGUAAAUGCUGCAGAAACAAUGCAUGCCACUCUAGUAUCUUCUCCGUACGUGCUAAGGCUUUGUAGGAAAUGUAGGAAGAGUCAUAGUAGUAGUCACACAUCGCUUGCAUUGGAUUAGAUAGAAGACAGAGACGAGCACAGAGGCUGGUAUUUAAGAGAACAAACGUAAUAUGUAAGAGAACAAGAAUCGCUUCUGUAUCUAGUUUUAUUUCAUUCCAUUCUCUACAUAAUUCCUUUUUAUAUUAUUUUUGCCCAUUAAAUCAUGCAAUAGUUUCCUGAAAAUAUUUAUCUAAUUAAUUAGUAGUAAUGGUAUUUUGCUGUAUUUACUAAAAAAAAUUACAAAUGUGCAAUAACCCACAGUUACCAAUCAAAAUGAACUUUGGUUAGUCUAGUGGCUUCUAAUGGGUUGAUAUGGCUCAUUGAACUUAAACACUUGUUUAGUCAUUUUUGCAGUUGAGUUUAACCGUUGCACUGCUGGAAAGUGUCACAGUCUUAGGGAUAAAUGUACCGAAGCUUCUAAAAUAGAGAAUUGGUGUUUGGAUGCUGUCUAUCAUUUUCUAAAAGGCAAUAGAGAAAUGAUAGACAGCAUCUGAUUGGUUGCUAUGGGCAACAUCACCAAUUCUCUGUUUUAGAAGAAUUGUGUGUUGUAGGCCACUGAAUGUCCCUGUAGCAUGGCCUCUGAUGUAAGAAAAGAUGAUUGUCUGACAUAAAUCAUCUUCCUAUUAUAACAUUAAAAAAAGAAGAUGCAAGUUACUAUUGGAAAAUCAUACAAACAAUCAUAAAGUAGCUACAGUAUGACUGCAGUCCUAUUGUUUCUGCAAAUGUAAACUAAGGGGUCAUUCCAAUUACUCACUAAGGGUGCAAGUUGCCGUUUCAGCCAUGUUGAAAUGCCUGCAACGGCACCGCAUCUCGCACCCCUUGCGGCCCACUCUCAGCUCGAAUUCACACAUUUUUAGUUCAGACUGCAGUAAAAUAUGUCAUUUGCAGUGCUAACUCGCACCCCCGAAUACAUUGCUUGUAAUUAGAUUGACCCCUAAAUAUAAAUGUUUCUGCUUUGUAGUUGAACAACACCACAUAAGGCUGGCUAAGCAUUGUGGGAUAUAUAUUAUAUCAACAUAAGAAGUGUCAGAGUGUAAUAAGUAUAUAAAGUAGUGGAAAUAUUGUUUACAAAUAUGCUAUAGGUACUUAUCUGAUACAGUACUUAAAAUGUAAGUUCUUCUUACUACAUGCAUUUUCUUUUUUGUGCAACUUCAGAUACUGAUGACUAGUUGUGUCAUUUUUAUCCGUGUGCUGACAGCACUGUUAAUACAAAACUAGCACCAGUAAGACAGAUAAGAUAUGAAGAAAAACGAUAUAUUGAUUCUCCUUCCUGCUUCCCGCAUAACCUAAGUAUCGGCUCAUGUCUUCCAGCUUGGUUUGCUAAGAUUAAUGAGAUCAUCUAUUAAGUCACCUUUUCAAAAUUAAUGUACACAAUUUGUGCUGUUACUGAUGGUUUUACAAUAUAUGAGGUUGAUGCAAAGAGACUCUUGUUCAUUUUCUAAAGUCGCAUAUCUAUUUUAAAACCGAUUAUGACAUAUAAGCUAACACUAAAUGUUAGAUGUGUGAUUGAAAAUUGGAUCUACAGUAGCAACAGUUCAGUACAUUGCACAUUUACGAGAUUAACAUUCUUACGGUACUUAGAGUUCUUAUUUGCUCAUGAGUAAUGUUAAAUUAUUUUAGUAUAUCUUUUUACAAGUUUUAAACAAGUACAAUAUCAUAAUGUUUUAAGUCUAUAGGUAUAUUUACUAAGGUGUGAGUUUUUUUAGAAGUGGAGAUGUUGCCCAUAGCAACCAAUCAGAUUCCACUUAACAUUUAUCUAGCUGCUUCUAGAAGAUAAUAGCUAAAAUCUGAAUGGUUCCUAUGGGCAACAUCUCCACUUCUAAAAAACUCACAAACUUAGUAAAUAUACCCCUAUCAGUGUGAUUCAACUGUUUUACACAGCAGCUGUCACUCCCGGGUGCCCGGCAGAGCAAUUCAAUUGUUGCUCUGUUCAGGCACAAACAGCUGAGUGAAAAGUGUGCGGUUUGCCCAAACUGCACAUUCCACGUUGCGCCCAUUAGUUUAGUCAGAUUUAACUGCUUUACGUGGCUAAACCCAGCCUAGUAAUAAUUAUAGGGCACCCAAAACAAACAUCUGCCCGUUAAUUAUCAUGCCUAAAAAAAAAACCUGAAUUCUGCCCUACGGUAUAUGCAAGCCUUACAGGGCUCUGACACAGUAUAUAGGUGAAGAUGUAUCAAACAUUGGAGAGAGAUACAGUAUAGCAGUUGCCUAAACCAAUCGGUCAACUUCACCAAUACAUUAUAUUAAAAGGAAAGAAAAAUGUGUGCCGACACCAUUUAAACAAAACAGAGUAAUAUCAUUGUUUUACCUCAUGGGCAAAGGAAGCAUUGGGUGGCUUUUAUAGAGUUAAUGUAUAAGGUGUGUUUCAUAUGUCUAAGGUGUUUCUUUAAUAUCCCAAUCUUUAUUUCUCAUAUUCAACUUAUCUGUACUUUUAUAGACUAUAAAGUCCCUUUAUUUUUUAUGGAGAGGGGUGAAAAAAAAAAAGCAGAACUAAAGAACAUUUCAGCUAAUCAUAUAACACAUUUCAGCAAUAGCAUGGCUGUGACUAUUGUUUUUUUGGGAAAUAGUACUUACCAUUAUUAUAAAUAUAACACAACGUCAUAGAGUAUUGUAAAUUUGCACUUACUAAGGAUAAAAUAACGCAGGUUAAUAAGCUGUUGUUUGGAUAAAACAUGUCAGCCGAAAUAACUUGUGAUAGGCAAAAUGUUGACACAGUCAAAAUGUUGGAAGGCCACAGUCAACAUAUCAUAUCAUAAGUGUUAGGGUUUUUAAUUUCGACAAUUGAUUGUAGACAUUCCAGAGUAAAAAUUCUGAUUUCUGACAUUUUGUACCUAUGGAUAUUUUCACUAUUAACAUUUCAAAUCUGACUAUUUGGGUUUUUUUACUCCAAUUGAGCUUUUAAGAGGUAGCCAGAUGCAGGCAACUGUGCCAGCUAACAGGAUAUAUGGUGACACUUUGUUACUGACAGGCUCAUUCUGGUUCACCUACUGCAAGUGGGAAAACAUAGUGAUCCUUGUUUACAAAGUGCACUUGUUGCACACUGGAAACUGCUUUAGGUCUGCCCAACCCACAGGAAGAUAUACGGAUAUUCUAUGCUCUCUGGAGACUAGACUAGUAGGCCACUUAAGUGUGUGGGGAAGCAUAAAAAUCUAGAUAGAGACUAUGCAAAUGUUGCACCAAAAUCACACCCCCUACCACUUUAAAAUGACCCCCUUUUAAAUAACUUUUCCACAAAGCUCUUCAUUUUAGUUUUGUUCAUGGCUUAAAGUAAUUAUGGGAGGCAAUGGAUCUUAGGACUGUUAUUAUUACAGAAGACACUUUGGGCACGUGGCCAUUUUACUCUUCUUAAAUAUGACUCUAGGCUUACAUUUGGUUUAAAGGAUAUAGCUAUAUUUCCUUUCAGACAAGCUACAGUCGUAAGUGAAGGGUGCAGAGGUUCAAAUAUGUGAAAUAUAUAAUGAUAAAAUCAUGGUACAGAAUAUGCUAUGCAGUGGUACUAAUCUGUAUGGCUAUUCAUUAAUUAGGUACACAACAUUUUAAUCCUAAAAAACCUAAUGUUAAGAUGACUGGUCUAUCUUUAAAUAGACUGGAGAGUUUGGGAUUUGUUGGUUGUCUUUUCUGCUAAAUAAUUUAAUUAGCUUUUAGAUUGCCAGUAAACCCCAUUAACUGUGAGACAGUGAGAAUCCUAACAGGUAACAAAGUCAAUUCACAAGAUAGCUGUUGUUCUAAAACCAUCUCUUCUCUGCUGAAUUAGUUUCUAGCAGUUGUCACACCUUAUAAAGUUCUCAGUAUGUUAUCAUUCUUAUUAAGUCUGAAAAUCAUGCCUGUUGUGUGGUGUAUCCUGAAUUUCAAGAAUAGACCCAAAAUAUUUUCAGUGUUUGUUAAUGGGAAAAAAGCUAUUUAAUACAGUCAUCCAGUCCAAACAGUGCUAUUGAGUGACAUUUACUUUGCUUAUGCAUAAACAAGGAAAAAAUAAUGUGAGAAUAUAGUAAUGGUUGCAGAAUGUUUAUAGAUGGAAAAUAAGUUUAAAAAAAGAAAAGAAUGAAUAUGCAGCUCUAAUUCACACCCUAGAUUCUCAAGCUGUGGUAUAAACAGGGCUGUUGAGACAGCAGUUGUGAAGGGGGUGUGGUCAAAUCCAGGAGGCAUGGCCACACCCCCUCCAGAAAACAAUCAUGGUAAAUACUAUGUGCAGUGUCAGGAAAUGGUGCCAUGUGCUGCAAAGGGGAACAUUUGUCCCCUCAGCAGUUGAUGCAGAGCCCCUACAAGAGGCCCCGAGCCUAGGUAAUUAGUACCUGCUCCCACCUAGUCUCGAUGCUCAAGGUGGUAUAUGUAUCCCAAAGAGUCUAUAAAGACAAAAACUUAAAAAGCAAUGCAUAUGGAUUGGUUGGUACAAAUUUACUUGAGGGAAUAUUUUGCAUUAAUUUGUACAUAUUAAGGUAUAGUUAGUAUUGUGAAGUCAUUUUAGAGGGUAUAUACUGUAGUAAACAGUUACCAUCACAAGGGUGUACAGGUUGAAAGAAAAAAGUUGAAAAACACUGGUAUAUACAGAUUGGAUGGAGCUCAUUUUCUUCUCAAUAGAAAUGCAUUCUACCAAAUCACUAGUUACCAGUGACAUCACUAGGGCUCAAAGUCAUUUACUAAUGAAGUUAAACGCUGCAUUUACAUGAGACAAUAAAAUGGCUGCCUUCCAGAUUAACUUUGCUAGAAGGAACAGAAAUGGACAUGUUAUCCAGCUAUUUGUUGUGGGCAAGUAGCUGACUUUUUGUAAACCUUAAAAGGAACUUAAUAUUCAAAUGAAAUAAACAUUUAUGAGUGAUGAAUUAUAAAUUAAAAUUAGCAUGUGAUAGAUGUCAAUGUUGCUAUAGCUGAUACUGAGCAUGUUUAAUAUCUGAUGUGAAAGCUGUUGUGACUGAAAGAAGGGUGUUUUAGCUACUUUUUUUUAGUUAUGAUUUUUAUUUCCAUGUACAAAUUGGGGGUCUACGUAUCAAGGAAUAUAUUCCACUGUUUCUUCCAUAUCUGCCUCUUAUUGGCCAGGGUGGAGUCAGGAUGGAGUGGGGACCUAGAUGCAUGGUGAUGAGAGUCAUCAUUACUCUGGAACUUGUUGUGCAAGUCCUUCCCUGUGCUGAAUCCUAUUUCCUAUCUCUGCUGUGUUUUUGAGCAGACCUGUAUUACACUUAAUACCUAAAUAUUACAUAUAUAUUCACUAAGCUCCAAAAACAGAGCACUAAAGCUCUAUGUACAUUAAUACGUAGAGCUCAUUAUCUCCCAUUUCAUGUUAUGGUAAUUUUUCAUGUAAAUGUAUAUUUUAAAUCCUAUUUAUUCUAAGUCCUGCGUAUACAGUCGUUUUACAUUCAUGUAUGGUAACACACAGAAAAAUUUGUAGAGGUACAGUAAAACGAGAUUCCUUUGAAAAUUUAACCCAUAUUGCUGAGGAGUAGUAUGACAAUGCGCUACGGUGUAUAAUUGCAGUUGUAAUAAAAGAUUGGACUGAGUUGAAGCUAGCAGGAGAAAGUAAUUCUCACACAUCUUUCAAUACAUCACUGUUGACAGUUUUCUUGUGGCUGAUUGCUUUGACUGGCCUUGUGAGACAUGAAAAUAUAAGCUUGAAUUCUGUGUUACAAUAUCGAGUUCUAGUCAAGUGCGUACAUGACACGAGUGCAAAAAAGCUGUAUGGAGCACUUUUUAAGAGCAAAAUAAUAAUAAUCUAGAGUAUGACAAUUUAAGAGUCAUCUUGUAAUUUAUUACGUUUACAUUUGCUUUCGUUUCAAUUCAAUUACAUAUGUAUAUUAUUCCUGUAACCAAGUCAUUCCAAUUUGCUGCAAAUUAGGUAAUGACCCCCUCAUAUUUAUAGAAGCUGUGAUAUAGUACAUUUCUCUAUUGUGUAAAUGUUCUUUAAAUAUUCUGUUAUUUUGUGUUUUUAUAGGUUGGGAUAUUGUUGCUUUACAAAAAUGAAAUAAAAACUUAACAGCAUCAAAAAUGAUUUUAUGUAACGUAAGUCAUCUAAAUGAAUGAAGGAUCUAAAUAAACAAAUAAACACAGCGUGUAUAUGACAUAUGUAUAUGUACAAACUUUAGCAAGAAAUAAAACAAAUGUAUUUCACCUGAAA
Pseudophryne corroboree (corroboree frog) is the source of this 13493-nucleotide messenger RNA. RefSeq names its product pleckstrin and Sec7 domain containing 3 (gene PSD3). The record is from RefSeq and is a predicted model, not a curated record. Gene Ontology annotation, biological process: regulation of ARF protein signal transduction. The transcript has 16 exons. Lineage: Eukaryota; Metazoa; Chordata; Amphibia; Anura; Myobatrachidae. The coding region runs from base 83 to 3898 and encodes 1271 amino acids. Gene Ontology annotation, molecular function: guanyl-nucleotide exchange factor activity; phospholipid binding; protein binding.